CAGAAGGUGCCGCGCGGCGUGGAGGCGCCGCUCCGGAGGCAGCAACAGCUGGGCAGCCGUGCCAACGUGGGCACCGCCUGGCUUCUCCGCGACGAGGUGAGGAACCGACUGGGGGUGUCUGCAAAAGGCGGUGAGCUUCUCUCCCGCCAGCCGCUCCUCUUCUUGCUCGGUGGCAGGCAGCUGGCAGCGUGGCUGAAGAAGGACAGAGGGCAGUGCCUCGCCAGGAAUCAACAGCGUGAGGCAGAAGACUGUCCGGACUCCAGCGAGCACAAAACAGGACAGGAUGAACCACCACCUUUCCUGGUUGUUGAACAGAAGGCGUGAGUGUCCCCGAGCCGCAUUGCCUCCCCAUCUGCCCGCCAUGGAAUAGGCCUCUUGUCGGAGGAAAGGACCCCGUGCUCCCAGCGCUGGAGGAUGCGGGGUGUGUGACGGGCCGGGCUCCGCCGCCGUUGGCGAGGUGGGCGUGUUGCCCUGCCAUGAUGGGUGACGCCUCGACCUUGGAUUAUGAACUGCUGUCCCCAGGACGGUCAGAGCCCGGCCCCGGCGCCCUUGGGAUGGACGCUGAGCAGAAGACGGUCUUUGCCUUUGUCAUCUUCCUGCUGAUCUUCUUGGUGGUGCUGAUGGUCCGCUGCUUCCGGAUCUUGCUGGACCCUUACAGCCGGAUGCCGGCCUCUUCCUGGACUGACCACAAAGAGGGUCUGGAAAGGGGCCAGUUUGAUUAUGCUCUUGUGUAGUUUGGGGUCCAGUUGUGGUGCACUUUGGCCCGUUUGUGGGUGGGCGGUCUGUUUCGGGGGGGAGGGUACAGAAUAUGUGUGUGUGUGUGUGUGAGAGAGAGGGGCUACUUCUUCAUCAUUUUUUUCUGUGUAUUGGGAGGGAGGGACGCCUC
Molecule: messenger RNA, 886 nt
Organism: Gekko japonicus
Lineage: Eukaryota; Metazoa; Chordata; Lepidosauria; Squamata; Gekkonidae
Gene: CTXN1
Product: cortexin 1
Exons: 4
Coding region: 477-734 (85 amino acids)
Source: RefSeq, a predicted model, not a curated record